This is a messenger RNA of Pleuronectes platessa (European plaice), 609 nucleotides long. Its product is annotated as hemoglobin subunit alpha-A. Gene Ontology annotation, molecular function: organic acid binding; haptoglobin binding; peroxidase activity. The record is from RefSeq and is a predicted model, not a curated record. Gene Ontology annotation, cellular component: hemoglobin complex; blood microparticle; haptoglobin-hemoglobin complex. Gene Ontology annotation, biological process: hydrogen peroxide catabolic process; oxygen transport. NCBI's taxonomy places the organism in Eukaryota, Metazoa, Chordata, Actinopteri, Pleuronectiformes, Pleuronectidae. The transcript has 3 exons. Bases 67 to 498 code for a protein of 143 amino acids.
CUGGCAUCAUCUUCACAUGAGAGUUUUUCUUUCUUUCUGUUGUGAAAACUUCAAGAAAAGGCAGACAUGAGUCUCUCCGGGAAAGACAAGCGCGUGGUGAAGGCUAUCUGGGAAAAAAUGUCCUCGAAGUCUGAUGAAAUUGGAGCUGAGGCUCUUGGCAGGAUGCUGGUUAGUUACCCGCAGACUAAGACCUACUUCUCACACUGGGCGGAUCUGAGUCCUAGCGCCGGACCGGUGAGGAAGCAUGGAGCCACCAUCAUGGCGGCUGUUGGAGAUGCCGUCGGACACAUGGAUGAUCUUACAGGAUUCCUCUCCAAAUACAGCGAACUGCACGCCUUCAAGCUCAGGGUGGACCCUGCCAACUUCAAGAUCCUGGCCCACAACAUGAUGCUGGUAAUGGCCAUGUACUUCCCCAGAGACUUCACUGCAGAGGUGCACGUCUCCGUUGACAAGUUCCUGCAGAAUCUGGCUCUGGCUCUGGCCGAGAAAUACCGUUAAACUGCACUGAGCAGCGACUGCAUGUUGGCCACUAUGUCAUCCACAGCAAUGUCUAAAUGCCUUUAUUUUUUUAAAGGAAAGGCCCCGUUAAAUAAAUCAAAUAAAUCAAAA